CUCUCGCGGUCGAAGGAGUCAGGAGGCGCUUUCUCCUCGCCCGUAUCUUCAAACUCGACUAUAGACUCACAUCGUUAAUUCUCCGAUAUUUUCCAACGAGAAGAACGUGUUGAGCUAUCAAGCCGCGUUGAUCGAGGUUUGAAAGGAAUUGAGAAACGCAAUUUCGUCGACAGUCGAUCAAAUCGAUUCGGUCAAUGAAAUCUCACUAAACUCGCGAUUUUUUUUAUCACUCAAAGUAUAUUAAUUUUUGACUCCAAAGUGCAACUUCGUUUUAUUGAAAUUAAUAAUCUACUCGUUCGGUUGAUGGAAUUCGGUAAAAAAUUGUUCUUCGUGUUGUAAGUAAGAGUUUUUGCCGAAAAUCAAUCGGUGAACCAGAGUGGAUUCGUUGCGGCAAUUGUGACACACCGUACGCGCAAGCUGGAUGAAAUAAAGGCCCGGGAAAGCAGGUAGUUAUACAAAAGGGUCCAGCUACAACGUUGUCACGUUUCAUGAGAAACUCUACGAGUGCAGGCCCUAAACAGCAACAGCGCCGGUAAUACGCAAGGGAGCGACGCGAUAAUAGGGCACCAAAUGUGUGCACGAUAGCCUGUAACGAUACAUAAGCCGAGAGACGUUUUCGAACAAUGACUAUGCUCUAAUAGAAAAUUCUGUAGUUUUCUACGGUUGCCGUUCACGUAAAGGAAAACCGAGAUAAAGGGUUUGAGACGAUUCGAGCGCAAUGAUACCAAGAUCGUGAACGCGGAAUAAUUUAUAAUAAACAAUGAGGUCUCUGAAUCGUUGCAUCGCUGAUCACGUCACGACUUCCGUUUGAAAUAGAUCGUUCGUACGAAUUUCGCGGGACUUUACGGUGUAUCGAUUGCUUUUAUUUGACGAUUACGAGAGUCAAAAAUGUCGCUCACCUCGACGGAAGACUGGAACGAAACUUUGAUUAUGCUAUUCAACUCGACUACGAUGGCACCUAAUAUUACCGGAGCGAAUGGUAGCGGACAAGAUACCAAGAGGCACGUGACCUUCGCUACUCAGGUGGUGCUCACCCUUGUGUACCUAACCGGUGUGAUCGGCAACGUGUCUGCUUUAGUCAUUUUGUUUCAUCGAGAUAAGAGGAGGAACCGAAAACACUUGCUGAUGCUUCGUUGCCUGGCGAUCAACGAUCUUGUUGCUUUGUUAGGGAUGUUGGUUCAGAUGUAUAUCACAAUUUAUGUCGGCAGCGUGAUAUCUACGAGAGGAUUUUGCUCCCUUCGCGUGGUGUGGAGACUAUUUGGCUUAUUCAGUGGUUGCGUCGCCAUCGUGAUGGCAGCCGAAAGGUGGCUAGCCUUGACCAGGCCCUUCGUUUAUCAGAAACAGGUGACGUAUCCGGUAAUUGUUCGUUGCAUGCUGGUGCUUUGGUUGGUCGCUCUGGCAUUGACGAGCUUUCCGGUUCUGGGUUUCGGUGUUUAUUACAAAGGUGAACGGUGUGUUCGAUACAGAGAGGCGACUGAACCAGCAGACAUAGCUUACGCCUACGUUUGGUUCUUUUUCGGUACCGUGCUCUGUCUGUCGAUAGUCUGGUGUAACCUGGCCGUUUCUAGAGCACUUAGCAGACUGAAUCGCAAGGCAGGUGCUCUACGGCGCGUAACAAGAUCCUCUUCAAGAGCGAAGCCUCUUUUGACGGUAACAGGUCCUCCGACGGAAGUCGUCACCACGGCAGAGGAAAGAGCAUUCGCCAGAUUAAUGGCCGUCCUAUCGAUAUCAUUCGUCAUUUGUUGGAUGCCGCAAAUGAUAUCCAUUCCACUGGCUCAGUUCUCUAUUCAUUUACCCAAAGAGGCGAUUCUCCAGCGAAGAUUAAUUCGUAUGUUCCACGUGGCGGCUGAUAUUCUUCUCUGUAUUCAUUUCACUUUGGAUCCGUACAUUUAUGUAUUGCUGAGAAUGUCACGACCGAGAUUCCGCAUCUUGAAACCGUUUUGCAAGAUCUGUUGGCCCGCCAGAAGUCGAUCGAAUUCGUUCAACGGUACUACAGACCAUCAGGGCAGCAGUGGUGAUCCGUCGACUCCGAUCACCGAGGCACCCUCCACACCUGUUAGCGAGGAACGCGAUCCUCAGUUAGUGGCGGUUUCCGUUUGAGACAGGCUUCAGCGAACGAUCUUCCUGAAACGGCUCAACAGCCACGAUGGCCAACCUUGAGCUGUUCGAACAAAACGGAAGAUCUUCGCUCGCUUCGCUGCGAAAAAUUUGAUCGAACGACACGUGUAUCAACCGUGUGAAAUUUCGAACCGAACGAUUACCGUUUCAAGAAGUUGUAAGAAUUGGACAGUUCUUCAUUUUCGAGGAAUAUCAAAGAUCGUGCAAACCCGACGUUGAGAUCGAUACCUCGCUGAUUUUCGUGUACAACUUUGUAUCGGAUGUUCAAACUUCUUUAAUUUACUGUAAUCUUAACAGUCCCGACUAAUUAUUCUAACACGAUCUUUCAGAGACUAAUCAGACACGAAAAUAUUAGAGAAUUCGAGGUUAUUGUAGAGGGGAGCAAUCAGCAUUCCAAAUAAUCGCAUUCGAUGUGCGUUUCGUUAAUUUCCAAAGAAUUUUAAUUAGUUAACGAAAUACUCUGCUCGUUUGCAGUCUGCAAGUGAGGGUGAGUCCUUCGCAUUUGUAAAUUGGGAAAGAAUGUAUUCUUGUAAAAUGGCCUAAUAUAUCGAUGCACCGUACAGUGUCGACAUUUUAUCACCGUUGCGCAAAUGUGUGUCUAGUCAAUAAAUUAAUGCGAACGUGCAACAAUUACAAACGAGCAAUGCACAAUUACCAAAGUAUUCGAUGCUUAAAGUGUUUCGGAUAGAAUUUAAGAAACGCGUGCAUCUAUUUUUUCUUGAGUAUCGGUGGUGAAAUUUGUAUGUAUAUAGUUGAUAUACAGUUACAUACUUAACGAUUACUCUAAGUUUACUUUACCGGUGUAAUUCAUAGUCAUAAACCGUAUAUUGUAUCGAUGUAAUGGUACUAAUAAAUUGUAAUCACUUUUGUUAAGCUUA
Megachile rotundata (alfalfa leafcutting bee) is the source of this 2996-nucleotide messenger RNA. RefSeq names its product prostaglandin E2 receptor EP3 subtype. NCBI's taxonomy places the organism in Eukaryota, Metazoa, Arthropoda, Insecta, Hymenoptera, Megachilidae. Gene Ontology annotation, molecular function: G protein-coupled receptor activity. Gene Ontology annotation, cellular component: plasma membrane. Gene Ontology annotation, biological process: adenylate cyclase-activating G protein-coupled receptor signaling pathway; positive regulation of cytosolic calcium ion concentration; inflammatory response. The record is from RefSeq and is a predicted model, not a curated record.